Molecule: messenger RNA, 1281 nt
Organism: Prorocentrum cordatum
Lineage: Eukaryota; Dinophyceae; Prorocentrales; Prorocentraceae
Source: the annotation of a GenBank genome assembly
GUUGAGGCAGCUACAGGACGAGUGGCAGCUGCGCAAGAGACUUCGUCAGGCUCAGAAAGCCUUCGAGGAGGAGUCCGCCCAGUUGGCCAAGCAUCGCGAGUCCUUCAAGGAGCUGGAGUCCCACGUCCAGCGUGCCAGGGCGGCUGACGUUCUCCCAGACCCACCUGAAGGGGCAGUCGAGCUUCAACAUGAGAUCGCGAUGCUCGACGUUUUGGAGAAGCGCCUGCAGAAGUACGGCGGCAGGUUCGGCAUCAACACCGACGCCGCCCGUAAAGCUGCAGCGGCAAAGAAGAAUGAGUUCGAGUCCAAGAUCCCAGAGCCGAUGGGCACGAACCCUGUCCAGUUCGACGAGUCCGACGGAGAGCUGCGCCGAGCUUUCGCCUCAGCAGGUUGCGGCAUCGCCGACCCCGACAAGUGCAAGCGGCUGCUCGUGAGUCUGGGCUCCCGCGCCAAGAGAGCCAGGUGGGCCGUGGCGCAUCAAGGUGGACGAGAUUGGGCGCUGGCUGGGCCGGCGCAGAUUGGCAAGCAUUACAUCUGGAUGUGGACGGCUAGUGCGACCCAGUGGUCAUCGGGGCAGACGUUGCUGGAACGGGCGCAGGAGAGCCCAGAGCGCAACUUGCCCGACGUGGUCUGCGUGCAGGAGCACAGGCUCAAGAGCGACAACAUGCUGGGCUCGGCGAAGCGCUGGGCCGAGCAUCGGUCCUUCAGCUGGCUCGGGCGAGCAGCUGAAUCGACGGGUGAGGGCGUGCUCCGCUCCAGCGGGGGCGCAGCCAUCCUGAGCAGCCUGACGGCCGCGCGUGGGCCAGGGCUGACCCGCGAGAAGCUUCCCGCUCACAGGAUCGAAGCGGCGAGGCUUAACAUUGGCAUCCCUGUGCCGCUCCAUGCGAUCAGCCUUUACCUCGUGACGGGGAUGGGGCUAGCGAAAGAGACCGUUCUGAUCCUCAGUCAGUUGCUGGAGCAUGUUGGAUCGCAUCCAGGGCCAUGGAUCGUUCUGGGCGGCUUCAACAUGGAGCCUGAUGUCCUGGUCGAGUGGUUUGCCAAGGCAGGGGGCACGCUGUUGCCCCCCUCGGCUCCGACAUGUGGCGGGCGCGAGCUCGACUUCGACAUCUGUUCCAGGGUCCUUGGGGGCUUCGUCCGGUCGGUGGCGCCGAUCGAGGGCGCGACGUUGCAGACGCGCAUUCCAGUCCUUGCCUGGAAUCGCACCCUGAAGCAGCACUCGAGUGCCGAGUAUAAGAAGUGGGCGAUGUUCUAUUCGGCGGCCUUCCCCCGUUUCCGAGCUAG